Caenorhabditis briggsae is the source of this 2751-nucleotide messenger RNA. NCBI's taxonomy places the organism in Eukaryota, Metazoa, Nematoda, Chromadorea, Rhabditida, Rhabditidae. Gene Ontology annotation, cellular component: nucleus; TORC1 complex; TORC2 complex. The coding region runs from base 1 to 2751 and encodes 916 amino acids. Gene Ontology annotation, molecular function: protein serine/threonine kinase activity; protein-containing complex binding; protein binding. The record is from RefSeq and is a predicted model, not a curated record. Gene Ontology annotation, biological process: negative regulation of macroautophagy; protein phosphorylation; TOR signaling. The transcript is spliced from 9 exons.
AUGUGCGCAAAAGCACCCUAUGAUAAGCCACUUCUGGUGCUGGCACUGGCUAAACAAUUGUAUCAGGACGAGCAAAAAGACGCGGCGAUUAGAGCCUUGGAAGAGUUGGCAAAUCAUUGGAACAAACGAAUAAAUCCGAUUCCACAUUCAACUGGAAAAGAAAUGGUGCCUCCAUCGACCAAAGAACCAGGAAGAAUUUGUGCGAAAGUGCUCCUGAAACUCGGAGAAUGGACAGAGCACAAAGCAAGAAAUGCGAAUAUUCUGCCAGCCGGAGAACUUUCAUUCGUCCAACAACAAGUUUCACCGCCUUAUCGAACUUCUAGAGACAACCGUCCACCAGAGACUAUUGCAUUCGAGAAUACCAUAAACUUUUAUCAACAGGCUGCGAAAUAUGAUCCAGAUUGGCACAAAGUAUGGCAUAAGCUAGCGUCAACACACUUCUAUGCAGUUUGCAGAGAACGGCCGCAUCCGAGAAUUAUUCAUCAAAAAGAGAAGCCGCCAGUGCUUUCGAAACAGGUUCCCGCAUCGAAACGAGCAAUGCCAGUGAUCAAGCCAGCAUCACCGCCACCGCCAGCUCAGAAGUCUCCACAGCCUGCUGCAUUCCAUAGUAGCACAAAUACGGAACCACUAUCUGUAGAUUGUAACUCUUGCGAAGUUUAUAUAGAUUGCCCUGUUCCACCACCACUUGGAUCACUCAUCGGACUUGGACCAAUGCCGAACUUCUCAUCUCCAUCUCCAGCGCAACCAUAUCACCACCAUCCAUCUCCACUGGCAUUCCCAUCUGGAAACACGAUGUAUUUAGAGCAUGCUGCUCAAGCUGUUACAUGCUUCUCAAAGGCACUCAUGACCUCGCCUGGAUCUCGACUUGAGGAUACUCUUCGUUUGAUGCAACUGUGGUUUGACUUUGGAGAGCAUGAUAGUGUCUAUUAUGCACUUUCGGAUAAUAUUUUCGAUCUUCCCGUUACCACGUGGCUUGAAGCGAUUCCUCAAUUGAUGGCUCGUCUCGAUUGUCCUCAUGACCAGAGGAGCGUCCAGUUGGUGCUUCGAGUGCUUGGGGAAAUUGCAAAGCAUCGACCGCAAGCAAUCAUCUAUGCAUUGACAGUAGCAUCGAGAAGUUCCGAUGAGCAUCGUAGUAAGAAUGCGCAUAUGGUGUUAGACAAGAUGAUGGAGUAUCAUUCGAAAUUGGUUGGAGAAGCGAAACUUGUUACCGAGGAGCUCGUCAGAUGUGCGAUUCUGUGGCAUGAGCAAUGGCACGACGCUCUUGACGAUGCGUCUCGUGUCUACUUCCACGACAACAACGUACAAGCCAUGUUUGACGCUUUGAGAAAUAUGAACGAAAUGAUGCAGAAGGGAGCGCCAACGACAAUGAAAGAGCACAGUUUCCAACAGACUUAUAGUGCAGACCUCAAAGAAGCAGGACAAUAUGUGAUUGCUUUUGAGAGCAGUGGGAAUGUCAAGGAUCUGAAUCAAGCAUGGGAGAUUUAUUGCGCGGUUUUCAAAAAACUUCGUGAUCAAUUGGCCACUCUAAACUCACUGGACCUGGUUUAUGUGUCUCCAAAUCUAGUCAGUGCCAAGGAUCUGGAGCUCGUUGUUCCUGGAACUUAUGAUCCAUCGGCACCAAUCGUUUCGAUUCAGAGUUUCAGCUCGAAAAUGAGUGUCAUUACAAGUAAACAAAGACCACGCAAGAUGAUGAUCCGUGGUUCCAAUGGACUCGACUAUCAAUUCUUGCUCAAAGGACACGAAGAUCCACGACAAGACGAGCGAGUGAUGCAACUCUUCGGACUCGUCAACACCCUUCUCGCCAAUAAUUCCGAAACGUGCCGAAGAAAUUUGACUAUUCAGCGUUACUCUAUCGUCGCGCUAAGUAAGGAUUCCGGAUUAAUUGGUUGGGUGCCGAAUUGUGAUACCCUUCACACGCUUGUAAAGGAAUAUCGAGAGAAGAAGGCCAAGAUUCCGCUGUCUAUAGAGCACAAAACGCUUCAGAAGCUAACUCAAGACACGGAACGUUUGACGACAAUGCAGAAGCUUCAAUGUUUCGAGAGUGCUCUUGCUGCCACACAAGGAGAAGAUCUUCGUCAGGUGCUGUGGUUGAAGAGUCCAAGUUCUGAAGUUUGGUUCGAUCGAAGAACGAACUACACACGAUCCGUUGCUUGCAUGUCUAUGGUUGGAUAUAUUCUAGGACUUGGAGAUAGACAUCCAUCUAACUUGAUGCUCGAUCGUCUGACCGGAAAAAUCGUCCACAUUGAUUUCGGAGACUGUUUCGAAGUGGCAAUGCUUCGUGAAAAGUUCCCAGAGAGAGUACCAUUCCGAUUGACAAGAAUGUUGAUCAAUGCAAUGGAAGUCACUGGUCUCGACGGUGUUUUCAACUACACAGCUGAACGUGUUCUGAAGAUGUUGCGUACAAAUCAAGAAUCACUUCUAGCCGUUCUGGAAGCCUUUGUCUAUGAUCCAGUUAUCAAUUGGAGGCUGGUAGAAGGAAUGAAAAAGGAUCCAAAAGCGAAAAAGGAGCCAGGAGGGGGUAGAGCACAUGUGAUUGCUACUGUAAAUGCGGUACUUCCAUCGACGAGUACCACUGAUUCAAUCAUGGAAACGAUCAAAAGGAAGUUGGAUGGAACCGAAUUCGCUCAAAACGACGGAUCAAAUCCACUGGAAGCUCUUGCAGUUGCUGAUCAGCUCGCACUGUUGGUUGAGCAAGCCACGUCUUCAACCAACUUGUGUCAGAGUUAUAUUGGAUGGUGUCCAUUCUGGUAG